Trachymyrmex septentrionalis is the source of this 1413-nucleotide messenger RNA. RefSeq lists its product as uncharacterized. The transcript has 6 exons. NCBI's taxonomy places the organism in Eukaryota, Metazoa, Arthropoda, Insecta, Hymenoptera, Formicidae. The record is from RefSeq and is a predicted model, not a curated record. The coding region runs from base 37 to 1257 and encodes 406 amino acids.
AAACGGUGACACUUCCAUUCAGGAUUGAACGUAACAAUGAUGUCUUUGAUUUUCUUAUUCAUCAAUAUUGCCAUAACUUUGGCUAUGCCAACGCAUUAUCAGUAUCACGGACCACCGGCGCCCAUAGGCCAUGAUGGCAGGGUCAUGGACACGCCGGAAGUAGCACAUGCCAAAGCGGCGCAUCUAGCUGCCGUAGCGGAAGCUGUCGCGAAGGUUCCGCAUAGCGUGGCUUCCUACGCGGAAAAUCAGGACUAUCACGGAUAUGCAAAGCCCGUAUCAGUUGAUCAUCAAAUGUACCACAGCGGAUACGGAUAUCACGGGCCGCCUGCCCCGUUAGAUCAUGAUGGUCGCGUAAUAGACACGCCGGAAGUGGCCCGAGCAAAAGCCGCGCAUCUAGCGGCUUACAAUCACAUAGCUUCCUCGACACCUGUCGCGUACGAUCAUUCGCAGAUUUACAAGCCACCGGUUUACAAUCAUGACGGCUAUUAUGACGGCGACUCGUCAAGUCACCUGUCUCACGAUGACAGAGAGAUUAAUAGUUAUAACGAUUACGAAGAUGAUAGUCUUGCACCUUGCGGUUAUACGUCCAUGAAAGGAACGCUCAUUAUCCAUCAUAUUCGCGAUAAUAAACAAGGCUUCAUGGCCGGAGUCACUUUCCACGCAAUUCAUCAAGCAAAAAGUAAUCGACCCUUCGUGCGGCCUACCGCGCCGGACUUCCUGUUGGAUCAGGCCGGGCCCUUGGCGGUCUCUCUUGACGAUGAUGAUGAGGAGCGUGAAAGAGCCGGUUUCAACGAAAUUGUUCUAUUCGCAUUCUGCGCCAUCGCGACGGCAACACCAGUCUUGGACACGCCGGAGGUAGCGCAAGCGAAAGCGGCGCAUCUCGCCACCCAAGCUUAUGAGGCCGCGAGGAACACGAUCGGUUAUGGAUGGCCCGGUUAUGGAUGGUCCGGUUACGGAUGGCCCGCCCUUUAUGCACCUGCAAUUGCAUACGGCGCUCCCAUCGGCGCGGAUGGCCGAGUGGUAGACACACCUGAGGUCGCCCAGGCCAAGGCUGCCCAUCUCGCCGCUCACGCCCAAGAGGCUGCCAAGACGAUUGGACUGGUUCCAUAUGGUGCACUAGCAUACGCCACUUCGCCUGCAUUCUAUGCUUACGCUCCACUUGGACCUGAUGGCAGGGUAAUCGACACUCCUGAAGUAGCCCAGGCUAAGGCAGCACAUUUGGCCGCACACGCUGCAGCAGCCCGAAACGCUGUUUAAUAAAUUGUAAAGUAACCAUUGGAAAUUGCGUAUAAAAUCGAACUAUCUCUAUCCAAUUGCGAAAGUACAUGCGGAGACACUUGUGCCAUGAUUAGCCAUGUUUUGUAUGGAUCUGAUGUGAGGAAAUUUUAACAAUAAACAAGCCAUUUUUAAGAA